ACUUACAAGUAGAGAGUAGAAUAGUUACAAGUGAGCUCCAGUCCGCUGCAGUCUGCUGUGCUGGUAACUUUUGGGAACAUCUUGUUUUUCCCUUCAAACACUUGAAGGAGAAUAAGAAUCAAUUAUGGAGGAAGAAAAUCCAGAACCAGGGCCAUCGAAUUGGAGACGCAGGCAUAACCAAAACAUCAGGAAUAUAAACGGGAAACCUGUACUCGUUCAAAAUAUUAACACGUAUCCAAGGAUCCAGCCCGCUCGAAUUCAGCCAAACCAAACAGAAUAAAGGACAGAGAAUGUUUAGCUCUAGAGGAGCCACCGGUCCUAACAGAUGUCAAAAGCCAAGAUCAAAUUAUGGAGUCAUUCAACCCAUACGUCAAUCGGGAGAAGAAAAAAGUAGAGAUUAUAAGCAAAGGACCAAGUACAUUCCAUUUAAAACAUUAGAAGAUAUCGCAAGAGGCGAUGCACAAGAUGCACUUCAAAAAAUUAAUAACCGAAGAGAAGCUUUCAUGAACAUUGUAGGGUCACCUAUAGACAAGCAUGAUAUAUUUGUGUUGGUCAUCGAAAUAUUAUCCAAAGUAUCCUCUUCGCCUUUCGUAGAGUUGAAAUGCAAAUUGAUUUUGGACGUCUGUAAUUCUGAUUUUAUUCCUAACUUAAGGAACUAUUUAACGGAUUUACCCUACGUAAACAACAAAAAAAAUAACAAUUUAUACUGGAAUGAUCAAGACACAUUUUGGAAAAACUUCAUAACUUUUUUUGGGGAGCUGGUUACAAUAGCUCCAUCUGUUGCUUCAAAAAAAUGUAGGGCUCUUAUUGACAGCGUAUCUAAGACGUGUCUAGAGUUUUUAAAUCAAAAUCAUGCAUUUGAAUUAUCACAGGAGUAUACAUUGAAACUGGAUGAAAUACGUAAUGAAAUGACAACUUUCAGUAAUAAAUAUCAGGCUCAAGUCGAUAGCUACAGAAAUAGAGGCGAACAUAUUAAUCAGGACAUGCCGCCGCCAGAAAACUUCCGUAUACUAAGCAUUGUGCCUACUCGCGACGAUUUAAUGGAUUCGACGCCUUUUGUACGCCCUAAUAUUGUACAGGGCGCAUAUAAUGACGUGGAGCAUUAUCUAGACGUCCAGUUUCGACUGCUGAGGGAAGACUGCUUUGGACCCAUAAGAGACGGCAUAAAACAGUUUUUGAGAGAACCGAAUAAAAGAAAAUAUGAUAAUGUACGAAUUUUCCACAACGUCAAAUUUAUUUGCCCCUAUGUCGCCAAUUUGAAAAUGGGAGCCGUCGUGCAAAUUGAUUUGAAAAGUAACAGACAUUUUAAAAAGAUUAAUUGGGCCCACAAUAAGCGGUUUCUCUUUGGGUCGCUCGUGUUAUUCACCAAAGAUAACUGUAAAAGUUUUAUUGCUGCUACAAUAGUAGAUCGUGAUGUCAAUCUUCUUUCCAAUGGAAAGGUAGGUAGUGCAUGUAGACUGUUGUUUUAUUACAAGAAAUAAAUAAAUAAAUGGGGACAACAUCACAUACAUUGUUCUGAACCCAAAGUAAGUUGCUAAAGCACUUGUGUUAUGGAAUUCAAAUACAACGAAGGUACCACAAACACCUAGACCAGAGACUAUGUAGAAAUGACCCGACCGAAUUUACAUUGACCCGACCGGGGAUCGAACCCGGGACCUCAGAGCUAGCGACACCUUGAAACCGGUGCGUACGCCACUCGACCACGGAGGUCGUCUUAGAAAUCCGACUUAUUGAUGGAAAAUGUAAUGUGUUACGUGACUUUUCAUGCAAAAAUGAUUAUUUUUGAACAGUCGUACCCGCCUCAGUGCAAGAUAGGCUAAACCGUCUUUGUUCCGCCAUUAUACAAAUAAUUUCGCAACGAGAGGCGCGCGUAAGCGGCGCCCGGCGGUAAACGGGAAAGACCCGUACUACAUAGUUACGUAUAACGAUUUGGUGUGAUCUGAUAAAAAAUCGGAUAUACCAGUGAAGUAUAGGUGUCAGUAAGUAAUAUUCAGCUGUGUCAACAGGGAGAAUGCCACAGAUGGCACGGACUGCUAAGAAUGGUGUAAGUUCACUUAUUCACCAUUGAUGGUACCUAUAAAGUACCUAUAUUAACCGCGACAGUGCCAAUAUUCGCAGAUAUUUAAAAGUUAUAGCUACCCAUCGGUAGGCGUAAUGCUGCUGCCUAAUUAGACGGAAUACUCGCCCGAUUACAAGUAUUUUUCCGAUUUAUAACAUAAUGGUCAGUAUUUAUCAAGCAACCAAUGCAUUCGUGCAUAAUUUAUAAUAUUAUGGUUCUAUGAAUAGAUAAUACGGUAUUUCUGUGUACUUUCGAAUAAAAAAUACAUUAUUGGUGUACAUUCACUUAUCCUUGCCGUUUCAAUAAGUACCUAAUGUGGUUUCUGAUUAUUUCUAUAAGUAGUGCUGAAUUUUUCGUGUAUUGGUGUUAAACAUUGUUAGUAUAGUGAUUGUGUAUCUGGGUAUAUAUCUGAUUUAUUAUGAAAUAAUUCGAUAAUCAUAGGUGUAAUUCAUGUGGACUUAGAAAUUUUACAUAGAUUCAUACCAACCUACAUUGUAUAACACUUUGUUUAGGAGUUGGUAAUUCAUUAUUAGGUUACAGCUUUAGUAGAUAAACAUUAAGUAAGAUUUAUUAUUGAAUCAUUAAGUAACUUGUGUAUACGUAAUAUAAGUAAAAGGUUUAAUUGUGGCACUAAAUACUUUAUGUCUUUAAUUUACGAAUUAGAUAAUUGAGUGUUCCAUGAAAUAAUUUACAUAUUAAUAUAAUCAAUGAAUCGAAACAUUAUUUGCUAAUUAGUAUAAUGAAAAUAUAUGUGUUGUCCUGAGAUACCCAAGAGUUAAAAAAAUACGUCGCUUUUAAAUUUUGAUAUUCUGAUUAAUUGAUCAACCUCUCGUAAACUUAUGACUAUGUCAUCAAACUGCAAUGUUGAUCUAGCUUCCUCGCUAGACCGUAAGCGAUUUAAACUUUGAAUAACGGUCAUGCAGGACAGCUUAUAUUCGUCUUAAAGUGAAUCCAUACAAGUGUACAAUUGGAUGUUUUUACUAGCUUCAUACUCAUUUCAAAAUCUCGUCUACCGAAUUGUAUAUUUAAUGACAAACGUUGCUAUUUUUUAACAGUUAGGACAUCUCGUAGUAAAUAUUUUGCUAAAGGCGUGUCUUGUACACUCACUACAAGUUUCAAUUUCUCCGGAUUUUGUUAGAUGUAAUUAAGUACCUAUUUCAUAACACAUGUAACGUGAUCUCUUUGCUGUGUACAUUGUAAACAUAAUAAGUGUGAUUUGUUCAAGUUAAUAGUUUAUUUAUAUAGUUAUGUGUGACUGAAUAAUGUUCGAAGUUUUAAUUUCAUAAAUUUAUAUUCUUAUAGCUACUGAUAGUGACUUACACAUAGCACAUGGUUCCGGGGCAAAUGUUUAUUCUUGAAAUGUAAUGGAAAUUUCCCUUGGAACAACGACGCUACAUCGUUGGUGCAUGUAGAAAUGCCAUUUGUAUUCUUUAAAAUGUUCAUGUAAUCAAUGUUCUAUAAAAUAACGUUAAUGAUAUUAUGGUAGAUAAAAGGAGAAUAAUAUAAUUGGACGUAGUGGUGUGUUUGAAGGAACUUCUAGGUAGUUAGGUACAUGUGAAAAUGUUAUAUUGUUGUAUUAAGUUUGUCUUAUGUUAAUUAUAUACGUUUUUUGUUACUGUAACAUGAAAAAAUCAAACGAUGUGUUUUAUCUAUUUUUCUCAUAAAAGCCAAAAUUAUAUAUUGGGUCUUAAUGACGUCAAAAAACAAAGUUCUUGAACAUAAAGUGGUCAUUUUGCAGAAGUUUUUUACUAAGUACACUGGUCACCAAAGUAAGCAGGGUAAACAGGGCCAUACCUAAUUAAUUAUACGAAUAAAUAUUAGGUUAUGAGUAAUAAUGGAAUCUGAAUCCAAUCAUUUAAUCUCUGUGAAAUGUCCUGUUUCCGUUCUGGAGCGUAUGUUGUCAAACGAAGUUUUUGUCGUGGCGCAGUGAGCAGACUUUCAAUAAAACUUUUUUAUGUAUAUAUUUAAGUUUACGUUAUUUAGUUUACUUAGCCGCUGCGGGGUAGGCUUAAUUUGAAUAGUUUUUGUAAAUAAAAUAAGACGUGUAGCAUAAAAUAACAUGUGUUAAAUGAAUGACUAAGGGUUGUGACAUACUAGAUAGAACGAACUUUUGGAAUUUAUGAAUGUAGUCAAGUGUACCUACCUACAUAACGAAUUAUUCAGACUAACAUAUGAUAAGAAAAAUAUCUAUAUUUUGUCUGUGCUAUGAUCUGCGGAAUGCAUCCCAAUUGAUAUAUUAAUUGUUAUUAGAAGUAUAUUUGGUAAAUAUGGAUGUGUAUUGCGUAGUUAUGAAAAUAAGUUCGGUACAUAAUCUGUUGUAGAUGAACGCCGCUUGUUUCUAUUUAAACUCAAUUAAAAUGUGGUUUUUAACUUGAACAAAAUUCUUGUGGGGUGCGUUUUACAAUGAUUGACUUUACUAGUUUUUGUGUAAAAAGGAAUUAAUGUUACAUUGAUAUUACUUGAUGUAAUAAAAAAAUAAACCGUA
Molecule: messenger RNA, 4544 nt
Organism: Trichoplusia ni (cabbage looper)
Lineage: Eukaryota; Metazoa; Arthropoda; Insecta; Lepidoptera; Noctuidae
Product: NFX1-type zinc finger-containing protein 1-like
Exons: 7
Coding region: 291-1481 (396 amino acids)
Source: RefSeq, a predicted model, not a curated record